This is a messenger RNA of Ananas comosus (pineapple), 2079 nucleotides long. RefSeq lists its product as uncharacterized. NCBI's taxonomy places the organism in Eukaryota, Viridiplantae, Streptophyta, Magnoliopsida, Poales, Bromeliaceae. The transcript has 4 exons. Gene Ontology annotation, molecular function: hydrolase activity, hydrolyzing O-glycosyl compounds. Bases 81 to 1742 code for a protein of 553 amino acids. The record is from RefSeq and is a predicted model, not a curated record.
UCUAUAAAAACAUACACAGCCCAUGAAUCAACACUAUACCUCCCAUAGUACUACUAUUAUCUUUUGUUUCUCCUACAAGCAUGAGAAGAGCUUGCUAUUCCUUUUAUCUUUGUCUUUCUCUUCUGCUGUUCUUCUUCGUGAGUGAUGUAGCGUCUGUGCCGCUCUCGACGAGCUCGCGGUGGAUUGUGGACAAGGAGGGCAGGCGGGUAAAGCUGGCUUGUGUGAACUGGCCAUCGCAUCUUGAGCCGAUGCUUGCAGAGGGGCUCGGGAAGCAAACAUUGGAUACCAUAACAAAGAGGGUUGGUAGCAUGGGAUUCAACUGUGUGAGGCUCACCUGGGCUACCUUCAUGGUGACCAACGAGUCCUUGUCGUCGCUCACCGUCCAGCAGUCCUUGGAGGCUCUCAACCUCUCUGAGUCCAUUGGCGCAAUACAAGUCAAUAAUCCUUCUUUGCUGAAUCUCACACUUAUCCAAGCAUUCGAGGCUGUGGUGUCCAGCCUACGCGAUAACAACGUAAUGGUGAUAUUGGACAACCACAUAAGCAAGCCAGGGUGGUGUUGCAGCAACAGUGACGGGAAUGGUUUCUUUGGGGACAAGUACUUUGAUCCUGAUGUAUGGAUCCAGGGGCUAACAAAAAUGGCCACAAUGUUUAACGGAACCUCCAAUGUAGUUGGCAUGAGCCUAAGGAAUGAGUUGAGGGGACCCAAACAAAACGUCGACGAUUGGUACAGAUACAUGCAGAAGGGCGCAGAGGCAGUACAUGCGGGGAAUCCAGACGUGCUCGUGAUCCUCUCCGGCAUGAGCUUCGACAACGACCUCAGCUUCCUCACCCGCAGUCCGGUCAACGUCAGCUUCUCUAACAAGCUGGUGUUCGAGCUGCACUGGUAUAGCUUCUCGGACGGCGAGGCAUGGCGCAGCGGGAACGCCAACGACGUGUGCGGGAGAAUAACGGGGAACGUCGAAAGGAAGGCCGGGUUUCUACUGGAUGGGGGGUCCCCGCUUCUUCUGAGCGAGUUCGGAGUCGAUAACAGAGGAGGGAAUGCCAACGACGACCGGUAUUUCGGGUGCGUGGCGGGGGUGUUGGCUGACUGGGACUUGGACUGGGCGCUGUGGACCCUGCAGGGGAGCUACUACUUGCGACAGGGGGUGUUCGGGUUGGACGAGGUGUAUGGGGUCUUGGGUUGGGAUUGGUGCAAGGACCGGAAUACUAGCGCGCUGAGCAGGAUUCAAGCAUUACAGCCGCCGUUUCAAGGGCCUGGUGUUUCUAAUCUGCCUCCUUACACGAUAAUCUUCCACCCGUCGACUGGGCUCUGCGUACUAAAGAAAUCGUUGAUGGAGCCAACACUGGAGUUAGGCCCCUGCAACAACACCGAGGCGUGGACCUACACAUCCCAGCACGCUCUAAUGCUGAAGGACACCCUCCUAUGCUUGAAAGCCGAAGGCAGCGGGAAGCCGGCGAAGCUGGGGAUAGUCUGCACUGACUCUAGCUCAAAGUGGGAGCUGAUCUCCGACUCCAAGAUGCACAUCUCGUCUUGUAACAAUGGUGCUGCAGGCAGCUUAUGCCUGGAUGUCGGCACCGACGGCAGGAGUAUCGUGACGAACCCAUGCGAGUGCCUAAGCCGGCGGCAAGAUUGCGACCCCGAGAGCCAGUGGUUCAGGCUUGUGAGCAGCACCCGGAGCAUCGCUAGCCGGAUCCCUCUUCGGCAGCUCCCGCACCAAUUCAGGAGAUGGAAAAUCAUGUAGAAGUUGUUCACUGCAUAUAUAUUGAUGUUUUAUUAUUAUGUUUUCUUUUGUGGCUUGUUUGCAGCAGUACUGCCAUAUUCAACAUCAAAAGAAAUGGCAUUUCUGAUGCACAGUUGGGCAUUUGUAUGAAAUUCCAUGUUGUAACAUUCCAAUAAUUCCAUAUCAGAUAAGAGCUAAAUGUUAUAUAGGACAAAAUAUUACAAUACGAGUGUGGUGGAAGUCUCUUUUUAAACGCAUAGUAGCUACCACCUCAAGAAUCUGUAAUUUUGGUCUAUAUCUGUUAUCGGCUUUGGACCUUAUGAGGACAGGAGUUCUACUGUGGAUCUAUUGAGAAUAU